Molecule: messenger RNA, 708 nt
Organism: Peronospora matthiolae
Lineage: Eukaryota; Oomycota; Peronosporomycetes; Peronosporales; Peronosporaceae
Source: the annotation of a GenBank genome assembly
AUGCUUCGCACCGCCUUCCGCCUACGCCGCUCUAUGGUCCAACGGCGUCCCGUCGCUCGUCUCGCACGCACCUUCGCUUCGUACCCUCCCCACGAGGUCAUUGGACUGCCAUCGCUAUCACCGACAAUGGAGACCGGCAACAUGUCCAAGUGGAACAUGAAGGAGGGCGACGCCAUUUCUGCUGGGGACGUUGUGUGCGAAAUUGAGACCGACAAGGCCGUGGUCGAUUACGAGGCCACGGACGACAUGUUUCUGGCCAAGAUCCUCAUCCCGGAGGGUACGGAGAACGUCCCUGUAGGGCAGCCCAUGAUGGUUGUGUGCGACGAGGUGGAGUCGAUUGCUGCCUUCAAGGAGUUCAAGCUGGAGGAAGAGACAGCUAUACCUGUAGGUGAUGUGCUUUCGAAAGAGGAUGAUAUGCCGAAGAAGGAGGAGGAAGUCAUGAGCUCUACGAUCAGCGAGCCCGUGGCAGCGACUUCGCCGAGCACGAACCAGAUCAAGACUCAACCUGCCAUCCCGUCAGCUCCAGUAACGCCUCUCCCGAAAGCAGUUGCACCCGCCCCGACUACUGCCGCCGUUUUUGAGGAAAAGUGGGGUCUUGGAAUCAAGAAGAGCGCCAUCUCCACGAGCAUCAUCAAGAGACAGCAAGCAUACAUUGCCCUGUACGGCAUCACGGGUAUGACGCCCGCGGAGCUGCCAUCGAAGAAGUAA